CGGUGUUCCUUGAUGGUGUGCGGCGGUUAGAAGUGAUCGCCGAAAGUGUACCGUUGAAAUCGCCCGGAGAUUCUCAGUUCUACCAAAGCCCAUCUCGGAGUAUACGCGGAAAAGUUUUCGGGUAGUGCGCUUGUUUACUCGAAAAAAACAAGAAAAAUCUAGUACCUCCUUGUUAAUACACGACUGAUUCCGCAAAAAUGGCAUCCGGUGUGACCGUGGCCGACGUUUGUAAGACGACGUACGAGGAAAUAAAGAAGGACAAGAAGCAUCGAUACGUAAUAUUUUACAUCAAGGAUGAAAAGCAGAUCGAUGUCGAGGUGAUCGGAGCUCGCGACGCCGCUUACGAUGCCUUCCUCCAGGACCUCCAGAAGGGUGGAAGCGGCGAGUGCCGUUACGGCCUCUUCGACUUUGAGUAUACUCACCAGUGUCAAGGCACCUCCGAGGCUUCCAAGAAACAAAAAUUGUUCCUGAUGUCGUGGUGUCCGGACACAGCCAAGGUAAAGAAGAAGAUGUUGUACUCGAGCUCGUUCGACGCUCUCAAGAAGUCGUUGGUCGGUGUGCAGAAGUACAUCCAGGCGACGGAUCUUUCGGAGGCAUCCGAGGAGGCGGUUGAAGAAAAGCUCCGAGCUACCGACAGGAAUUAAAGCAAGCCUACUCCGGGAGAGUGAGAGCCCCCAUAACACACAGCAAGAAAAAAAUAAAGGAAGAAAAAAACGCGAUGAUUAUAUUAUUACGAAGAGAGAAAAAAAACGAUACAAAAACAAACCCGCAGUCAAAGUGAGAAGGAUCGCGGGAGAGUAAAAGUGUGUGAGUUAGAGAGAGAGAAAGAGAGAGAGAGAGAAAGAAAGAGAGAAAAAAUAAACAGAAGGAAAAGGGAGAAGAAAUAAGGGCGCGCAAAAACGAAAUACAGAAACAGAGCGAGAAAACGUUUUUUUGUCACCUCAUCAUCCACCACCCCCCUCAUUGAAAUCGAGCCGUGCUUCCCGCUCUUUCACAAUCCUCGUUGAAUCACCGCUUGUGGAAAGCUUUUUCACCCCAAAAACACAACAAACUUGACUCGACAGCAAAAAGGCUACAAUUUUUAUAUCAUUUUUGAUUUUUUUUUGUUUUUUUUUCUUGUUUUUUUUUUCGUUUUGUUUUCUCACAAUCGAGGGACACACUUUCCUCUUCUCCUAUUCUUUUAACGCAUUAGAUAGGUAUCUCGCGCUACGAAUAUUCGCAGCGCGAGUAAAAAACGCUCAGGGCAUGUCCCGAUAGAAGGAUGAAGAGGAAUGAAUGCUAGAGCGGAUGACACAGUCUUCGGGUAAAAGCCCUCUUUCGACACGAAUACAAGUGAAAGUUAAGGUAAAAGGAAAUAACCGGCUGGGAAUGAGUUUUUAAGAAGAAAGUAAAAUAAGCGACAACCCCUUUUUCAUACUGCAAACGUUGCGUAAAAUCUCGUCUUUUAUGAUAAUUGUAUUAUUAUUAUUGUAAUAAGGUUAUAAUAAUUGUAAAAGAAUGAAACAAGUUUACACAACCAAAAUACAGUGAAAAAAGAGAGAAGAUGAGAGAAAAAAAAAUACACUGAGGAUGAUUGAACCAAGAACAAAAUAAUAAUAAAUAAACAAAAACCACUUUUGUCUCAUGA
Messenger RNA from Venturia canescens, 1627 nucleotides. RefSeq names its product Cofilin/actin-depolymerizing factor homolog tsr (gene tsr). The record is from RefSeq and is a predicted model, not a curated record. The transcript has 3 exons. Gene Ontology annotation, cellular component: cytoplasm; actin cortical patch; actin cytoskeleton. Gene Ontology annotation, biological process: actin filament fragmentation; actin filament severing. Gene Ontology annotation, molecular function: actin filament binding. NCBI's taxonomy places the organism in Eukaryota, Metazoa, Arthropoda, Insecta, Hymenoptera, Ichneumonidae. The coding region runs from base 198 to 644 and encodes 148 amino acids.